This is a messenger RNA of Pygocentrus nattereri (red-bellied piranha), 6786 nucleotides long. RefSeq names its product kinase non-catalytic C-lobe domain-containing protein 1. The record is from RefSeq and is a predicted model, not a curated record. Gene Ontology annotation, biological process: small GTPase-mediated signal transduction. The coding region runs from base 275 to 5623 and encodes 1782 amino acids. NCBI's taxonomy places the organism in Eukaryota, Metazoa, Chordata, Actinopteri, Characiformes, Serrasalmidae. The transcript is spliced from 31 exons. Gene Ontology annotation, molecular function: guanyl-nucleotide exchange factor activity.
AUGGCAGCGUAGUUAGCAAACUGCCCCGUUGCGGUGUGUUCUGCGCAGCGAAGGAGCGAAACAUCUCGACGGCUUCUCACAGUUUCGCCGUUUGUCCGUUUUGCCGGUGAAGCCCAGUUCUUUGCUGGGCAGUGUUGGCUCUGUCGCCAACAAGGCUGCGGGGGAAAAAAUAAAAAUAAAAACAGACAGAGGGACACUGCGCUGCCUUUCAGCUCAAACCAGCACGACUGCGCUAGCAGGAACCCGUGUUGUUAGUGAUAUCAAAUUAAAGACGAUGGGCACCUUCGGCACCGGUGCAGUCACCCUGGCUGCUGAGGAAGACGAAGAGGAGGAAGAGUGUUGCGAAGUUAAUCGUUUACCGCCACUGCUUGAGGAUGAGGAGAACGUGUCUCUGGCGGAUAUACUGUGUCUGAGAGACAGCUGUCUGUCUGAGCAGGAGGUGUGGGCGGUGUGUAUGGAGUGUGUCCGCUCCCUGCAGAGCAUCGCAAUGUCGCCGCUCUUUCACGCUCUUUGCAUUACACCAGACACUCUGGCUUUCAACAGUCAUGGCAAUGUGUGCUUCAUGGAACAGCUCAGUGAUGACCCAGAAGGCUCUUUCGUGCCUCCUGAAUUCGACAAGACUGGCAACACGUUUGAGGGCCACGUGUUCUCUCUUGGCUCCACACUCUCAGCUGCUUUGGAUUAUGUUAUAGAGCCUGAAUUAGAGGUGGAGUUGGGGGUGGAGACUCAAAGGUUUCUUGAACAAAUGCAAGAAGAGAAACCAGAAAGUAGGCCCUGUCCACAGGACAUUCUCUCUCAGGCUGAAGCCAGACUCACAGGCACUUCAUCCACGGCCGUGUGUCGGAAGCUCUCAGCCAUUGGUAGAAGAGUGCUGUCUAUAGAAUCAGUUGGAACGUUCCAAGAUGAAUGGGAGAAAACAUAUCGUCAGCUUCUCAAAUACAAAGGGUCAAGAUCAAACCUGGUUGAGAAUCACACAGGUGACCAACACAUGAGCAGAAAUUAUUCAUCAGAUUCCUAUGAGGAAGAAGAGCAUCUGAUUAAACAAAGGGGCCGGGUCUGUAAUGGUUCCUUCCGGUCAGGGAGCGUGGAUGAGUAUUCCAGUGGUUCAGUGUUAUUUCGAGAGGAAAACUCACUCUGUCAGUCUCAGAACAGCUCCCCCGUCCGCAGGAGGAACCAGGAGAGGAGGUCAGGGAGAGCAAGGAGUGCCCUUAACCGCUCCUGCUCUGUACCGGACUCCAAUAACCCUCCUGUCUUCUCACCUCCUACACAUACGGACAUCAGUAUGAUGGUGGCAGACCUGUCAGAGAUUGAAGGAGAGGACAGCGUCAUGAUGCACUGGGAGGACAGGAUGCUGAAGGGACAGCAAAAGAAAACAGCCCAGGAUGCAGAUUCAGACAAGCAACCAGAGGUGAUUGACCACUCUGUGGAAUCUGUAGAUAGAAUCAGUACCUUUUCCCCUCCUUACAUUAGCGUUGACUCGGGCCCAGAUGAUACAGGUCAAAGCUGGGUCAUUGAGGGAGGCCUCUCUGCAAAUGCAGAGGAGGAGACAGAGAGCAGCAACCUGUGCUGCUCUAACUACAUGACUAAAAGCAUGCUGUGCCUCAAUGAAGAAACUCAGGAUGAGUGGGUCUCUCUGCGGGAGCUGCUCUCACACUGUACACGACCGCUGUCCGUGAAUGAAUUGUGGGCUCUGUGCUACACUUGCCUUUCCACUCUGCAGACCUACAUUGACUUUCCAGCUUACCUGUGCCUAGACUCUGUGUAUGUGGGCUGUGAGGGAGAAAUGCUGUUUCUGAAGCCUAAAAAUCCAGGAUCAUAUGAUGCCUUUUACGUAGCUCCUGAAUUCCAGGAACAUGGUAUUGUUACAGAAAAGGCCUGCAUAUAUGGAGUAGCAGCCAUUCUGUGGGCCACAGCUAAGUUUCAUUUGUCCCCUAAUCGGAAGCUUGCUAUGCCAAGAAGGCUCAAGAGGCUUUUGCUUGAGAUGGCCAAAAGAACACCAAUUGAAAGACCUUCUAUUGCCAUGGUAGAAAAGACUUGCCGUGAUUACUUGUCCCGUCAAGGGACUAAUGCAGAAACUGUGUGGACGCGGCUAAUCAACAGAGUUCAUAAGGUAUCCAGUUGGAUUGUAGAGCCAGACUCUUUGAAAAACACUACUCCAGCAGAGAGGAAAACUGGUUUUAUUCCCUUGGCAAGUGAUGCCAAGUUGGACCCUGUAUCUGGCCCUGUUCCUCAGAGGAGCCCUGUCUCAAUAAGCAGGCUGCCUAAGGCUUUCACCUCCUCAGCCACUCACUUUACCCCUAUAGUGCUGGCUCAGGAGGAGGGCCCCAUCACUGAUCAUGGAACAGAGAGCAUCACCCCUGAAAAUGAAAUGCCCAGUGAGGACGUGGCAGCUGAAACACCACUACCUGAAGAGUACUGGGAAGAAGUGAUAGAACAAGGGAAAAUGGACAAAGCUCUUCCAGCACAGGAUUACUGCUCCACCUUGUCCAGAGACAGUCAAGAGACAAAUAGCCACUCUGUGCCAAACUGCUCUAGCUUAUCCUGCGCUACUGCUACUGGUGUUUACAACAACUACUUACUACAGCAAGACCCUCAGACAGGACAUCUGACCCUGUUUCCUAUUCAGAUAGCUGUUUCUCAGCCAAUCACAGGCCUGGACCUUAGCCUACCAUUUAGUGCAACAUCAGAGACUAACAAAAAUGAGGACUGUGACACAUCCCAUGUCACCCAGAAUGGGCAAUCUGAGCACCAUGCCACGUCGUCUCAGUACAAAAAGAGAAACGGUAACAUAGCACAUAAUGGGGCUCACCCAAACAGCAUGGACCAUAGACAUCUCAUUCUGCAGCAGGUCAUUGGCCUGAUCAGAGAGGAGUUUGCCUUUGAUGGUUAUCUAGAGAGUGGAGUGGAAGAGCUAGCCAUGGGAGAGUACAUCCUUUCUUUAAAGAGCCUGCAGUUGGAGACCUUUUGCAGGGCAGUAGUGGAGAAGUUCAGUGAUCUCCACUGGGACCCAGACCUGCUGGGUUUGCUGCACUGCCUGGUCAACCACAGCUGCCCUUCCUUAGCGUCUAGCGAACAGCCCCCAUCAAAGCCUGAGGAAAGGGCAUUGACAUCACUCCUGAAUGCCAGGAGGCAUGAGGCAGAGAGAGAGAGGAGAGACAGCAGAGAACAUACUCAGCUUGACCACAAUGCAAAUGUGUGCCCUGCUGCCUUUUUAGGCCCUUCAGUGGAGAACGAACAGACAGCAGCUGUAGAACAAAAAAAGCUAGAGGACACACAAGGACACAGAGGGCCAGAAGAAGGAGGAGGAGAAGGAAAGACAGCCUCUGAGAGCAACAACACGUGGAUGUUGGACAGGACCCAGCAGCUAACAUACAACAAACAUUGUCAUGACUGCACAGGGAUGAGUGGAGUCAGUUUGAAGAUGGAGAGCAGCAGUGUUCCAGUAGGGGGAGCUGAUGGGCAUGCCUGUGAGGAUGAAGCUCUGUACCAGAGCUGUGAACUGGAGGAGAGUGGAGAGAGCCAGCUCACCCAUGACUGGUCGGACACAGAAAUGGACGACUCUGGCUCCUUCAUCUCCGACAGGCCCCUGUUCUCGUGCUCGGGCCUCCAGAGGCCCUCUUUCAGCCCUGCAUGGGCUCUGGCUCUACAUGGAGAGGACUGCUUCAGCCAGGAUGUGGUGGAGUACGCCUGCAAAUUGGGCAACCACAGUGACUCGCCAAGCUUGGAGGAUAAAUCACAAGAGCCACCUUUCUUAGACCCAGAAUUUUACCAGGAACUUCAGCAACAGCUGAUAAUUGAGAGCAGAAAUCUAAAGAAGACCAGAAAUUUCUACCACAAGCUGAUUCACCAAGAGAGAAAAAAUAAAGGUUCUGAGGCAAAAAUGAUGCUGCCCAAACUGAAAAUGCAGUUUGAAGAGCUGCGAACCAAAGUAGAAUUCCUUCACUCUGUAAGGAAAUAUCUCUGGGUGUUGUCUGUGGAUCAGUGGGGCUUGCCCCCCUCUCUACUGCCCUCUUUGGCUGCUUCUGGAGUUUCUUGUGUAGACCUCAGACCCUGUGAAGAUCAAGUUGUGUUGAGCCUGGUGUGUGAACAGCGCAGAAGGAAAGGCUGCUGCCCUCUAGUGGCUGGGACACCCAAAGGCCUCAUGGCUUAUCUUUAUGCCAGAAAUGCUUACAUGGAAGGAUACAUCCAGCACUUCCUCUACACUUUUCGAUAUUUCUGUACUCCUGAGGAAUUUCUACAGUUUUUAAUAGACAAAUUUAAAAACUCACUGGGAGGAAAUGAAGACCCCUCUUCAACCAGUGCAAAGGUGUACCAUCGUACUCUAGACCUCUUAGAGUGCUGGACUGGAAAUUGCCAGCUGGUGGACAUGACAUCCAAGUCCCGCCUCCAGCAAACUCUUGACCACUUCCUCACAUCAGAGGUGGCUCCUGUAGACAGUCGAGGAGAGAAUCUACUCAUGAUACUGCAAAACCCUCCUAAAAAGCAACAGAGCUGUGGGAUGGUGUGUCUUGGUGGGAGUCCAGUGAAUAUUUGGGAGGAUGGUGAUGUCCAGUCAGUUUCCUCCUUAGGCGGGAAGUCAGAGGAUGCUGCCAAGAAGAGUUUCCAGUGGCGUAUAUCCCGGGUGGUAGAGCCCCAGGCAAGCCAGCCUAAAGAGAAAGUGUACUCCAUUGCUGCAGCGCUGCCCAGACCCUGCUACAGUUCUCUGGUCAGCCAGCUGACCGGCUCGUGUCUGAGGAGUGAGGAGAGAGUGGCCUUCAGUGAGACAGAACACAUACCUCUGCAGAUAGCACAGCAGCUCACACUCCUCCAGCAGGAACUCUUUCAAGGUUGUCACCCCGUCAAUUUCCUCAACUCCAGAGCACAGGGAGUUCGAGAGAAAGCAGUAAACAUCUCAAAAUGUGUACCACCUGAUGCCCCACCACUAGAGGGCAGUAGUCUGUUUGUGGGUGAGGCACCAGCUCAGGAUGGGCCCCUGCAGCUCCUCAUCCGGUAUGCAGAAAGUGUAACUAACUGGGUGUCCGCUGAGAUCGUCAUCACCGACUCUGUGAAGGUUCAGACGUCUUUACUCAUCAAGUUUCUCUCUAUUGCUAAACACUGUUACGAGACGAGAAACUUUGCUACUGCCAUGCAGAUUCUUGGAGGACUGGAGAAUGUGAUUGUGAAGCAGUUACCGGCUUGGAAGCAGCUGUCAGCUAAAAUGUUGGAAGUUCUUGAGGAGCUCAGAGCUGUACAGGUGUUUCUGAAAAGCGACAGCCUGUGUCUGAUGGAGGGAGAAAGGGGAAGAGGGCAGCCAACUCUACCGGAUGCACACACUCUGGCCAUGCAUGUACAACAGCAGGAGAUAGGAGCUUUCACACUGACCAGUGGAGCAUACAAGUGGCCCAAGCUAAGGAGUAUAGCGCGUGUGGUAAGUCAGGUCCAUGCGUUCCAGGAGCGCAUGUAUUCAUACACUCCUGAUCUAGAGCUGCAGGCAUACCUGCAGGCCCGGAUCACCCAUCUGGGUGUGUGUGACGUGUCCCUUCUCGCUGCUGACAACGACGCUAACUUCAACCAACCAGCUGCAGAGCGGCACACGCGUCGGAUCCAGGACACGCUGCGCAGGGUUAAAGCGUCUUUCCAGUGAGCCGACACUGAGAUUAAGCACCCAGGGCUGGAGGGCAGGAGGAGUUUAAUACGAAUUCUGUUAACUCAAGAGAGUGAGUGGGUGUGGAGUUUAAGAACUGGACACUGAGAAAACCCUAUUUUCUCUUGUCUGAGUCAUGUAUGUGGAGCCUGUGGACAAUGGAGCCGAGUGACUGGACUGACAUUUCAGCUCUCUUCACCAUAAGAAUCCUGCGUGUAAUAUGGUCAUAACUGGUAUCUACGGCACUCUUCCAGGGGAGCUUUCACUUUUUCAUCUGGGUUUUUUUUUUCUCCAAAAAAAACAGAACUCAAAAAAAAUUCAAAAGCUUUUCAUCAUCUGUGCACUUUCCAAGGGUUUGUCAAACCAAUUGAAAUCAUAUCUUAAAUCUUAAAAUUUUACUGUUAUUGGCAGUGAAAAGAGUUUGAAAAUUACAGUGGCAUGUAUUAAUCCGUCAUGGCUUAACUGCAUUUAAUCUUUAGUGAAUGCAUAUUAGUACACAGGCCACAUACAGUAGUGUGGUAAAAUCAGGUCUAUUUAACGCACGCUACUCUAAAUUACUCUAAAAUUCUAAAAUGGUACAGAGAACUCUAUUAUUGGGUUGCCUUUAUGUGUUAUGCGAUGUGACAUAUUAUUUUCUGUUUUUAUUAUAUAUAUAUAUUCUUUUGUUUGUGUUUUUGUUUUGUUUUUUGAGUUGUGAGCAGUGCAAUGCUUCAAUUUGUCACCCUGACGGGAGGAAAUAGGCGCCCCUGGAAGCGACUUCCAGGGUGGUCGGAUUCUCUGCAGGUUCCCAGACAGGAUCAGGGGCCUUGACUUCAAAGUGCUUCAGAUAAAGACUCAACUGGAAGGCAAAGAGCUCAGACUUCUCUGGCUACAGAUCACUGAUAAAGGACACAUUGAGCAUGGUGUUAUCAUCAUUGUUACAGCUGAACGAUACCUUUAAAGUUUAAAUUGUCUUGUCUUUAAAGGGAUUGACGUGUCUGUCCAGCAACAGGCAGGGAUUUAAAAACUUUGACAGUGAAAUGGUAUAAGAGACUGAGUCAUCAGCUGUCCUUGACUAGAUGCGAAUGCCUUUCAUACAGCUUCUCAUUUCUCACAUCUUUGAUUAACAGGUAUCUAUAAUGAAAUCAAACACUACAAAUAAACUCAUAAUAAGAGUGGCUGGA